AUGAGCAAAAUUACAGACAUUAAAUUCUUCACCGAGAAUCCAGGCCAAGAUAUCUUUACUGACGAUGAAGAGUUGGACUCCUCCGCUGCCCACACGUCUCCAUCUUCGUCAUCGUCUUCUCAGGCCGCUGUCUCUAAUAGUGCUUCUUUGUUUUCAUCAAAGCGCCGGAAAUUAACCCGUGGAAAACAGAAGAUUCCUAUAUCUUUUAUGCAAGACCGUGUGCGCCGUUGUUCAACCUUCUCCAAACGGAAAACUGGUCUCAUGAAGAAAGCCUUUGAGCUUGCAGAGCUCACCGGCGCUGAAGUUCUGCUUUUAGUUGCUUCCGAGACCAAUCAUGUGUACACCUUCACAACGAAUCGUUUGAAGGCAAUUAUUGACUCGGACCAGGGGCGAGAGCUUAUUCAAUCGUGUCUUGGUUCACGCAAACCACCGCCUUCCCCUCCUCCACCCCCAACACCUACCCAACCCAGUGUCAUUGAAUCUACCGAAUCUGCUGCUCCGUCGGAUGGAAGUGAAGGCGUCACGCAGACCGACACGCUACCUCAAACAGUCUCUAUUCAGAUGCCCAACGGGACUCGUCUCCAUCUUCCGGUGACAUUCUCUGAGCUCGUAUCAGAAUCCGGCUUAGUGUUACCGCUUUUGUCAAACUGCAAUGGAAAUCAGCCAUCAGCAGAGAAGGUAACCUCUCCAUUGUGCCUAACGUUUCCGAAUGGUGGAACUCAACUGCUGUCAGCGUCAGGGAUUAAGCCCCCACCCGAUUAG
Molecule: messenger RNA, 762 nt
Organism: Mesocestoides corti
Lineage: Eukaryota; Metazoa; Platyhelminthes; Cestoda; Cyclophyllidea; Mesocestoididae
Source: the annotation of a GenBank genome assembly